Messenger RNA from Colossoma macropomum (tambaqui), 3775 nucleotides. Its product is annotated as oocyte zinc finger protein XlCOF6-like. Gene Ontology annotation, molecular function: DNA-binding transcription factor activity, RNA polymerase II-specific; RNA polymerase II transcription regulatory region sequence-specific DNA binding. Gene Ontology annotation, biological process: regulation of transcription by RNA polymerase II. Gene Ontology annotation, cellular component: nucleus. Bases 390 to 2840 code for a protein of 816 amino acids. The transcript is spliced from 3 exons. Lineage: Eukaryota; Metazoa; Chordata; Actinopteri; Characiformes; Serrasalmidae. The record is from RefSeq and is a predicted model, not a curated record.
UGGUACGUUCCUAAGGGAAGAGAGAUAAGCUAUGUUUCUCUGCAGUAAAUAAAACUAAAGACUUUUAAAGUCUACAGAGCCGUUUUCUAUGAUUUCUCCUGCGACUGUGCGGGUUCUCUCAGAAGUCUUCGUCAACACCAAAGUUCAAAAUCAUCUGUAUGUUUCCAGUCUUGCUUGUUUAUCUGUUCUUAAAGACCCACAGAGAAGACCGUUGGACAAGCAUCACACUGAACACUCUCUACCAGUUAAGAUGAUACUAACACUAAAAUGCUCUUGGGAAACCCAGCACAGAGGGUUUGAGAGUGACACUCGCAGCUGAUCAGAUUGUUCUUUUUCCUUUUUUUUCUGUCACUCCAGCACUGCGAGUUUGGUGAGGCAGUUCUGUGAAAAUGUCCUGUGUUAAAGAGGAAGGUGAAGACAUCAGCGUCAUGGAGGCGUCUGGACUGAAGACUGAAGACGAGGAGAUGAAGAAAGAACAAAGUUUCCAAGAUGACAUUAAAGAUGAGUUCAAACAGGAAGUGAAGCCAAUUGAGGACGAAUAUUGCGUGUGGAAAUCUCAGCAAACCGGUGAUUGUGAAGAGAACUUCAGUGCUUCCCCCGAUCAGAAAGUUCCCCUGAGAAUUCAUACCGGAGAAGAAGCUUUCAGCUGUUCACAGUGUGGGAAGAGCUUCACCUCUGAGAGAGCUCUAAAACGCCACAUGGACGUCCAUGACGGAACGAGACCUCAUCAGUGCUCUGAGUGUGAAAAGAGUUUCAAACUCCCAAGAGACUUGAGACGACACAAGAAGAUUCAUACUGGAGAGAAGCCGUUCACCUGCUCUAAAUGCGGUAAAGGUUUUACAACCUCACAAAACCUCAAAGUCCUCAUGACAGUACAUACUGGGAAAAAAGCCUUCAUCUGCACUCAGUGUGGAAAAGGUUUUUCAUCACCAAGCUACAGUAAAACACACAUGAUGAUUCAUACUGGAGAAAGGCCUUUUACCUGCACUGAGUGCGGAAAACAUCUUUUAACGUCAAGCCUCCUUAAAGUCCACAUGAUGAUUCAUACCGGAGAAAAGCCUUUCACCUGCACUCAGUGUGGAGCAAGUUUCAGCACUCGGAGCACCUUAGCAGUUCACACGUACAUACAUACCGGAAACAAACCUCAUCAGUGCUCACAGUGCGAGAAGAGCUUUGUACGUGUUUCAGAGUUAAAACUACAUCAAACAGUUCAUACAGGAGAAAGACCUUUCAUCUGUUCUCAGUGCGGAAAGUCAUUUAGAGUAAAGAGAAACCUUCAUCUCCACAUGAUGAUUCAUACUGGAGAAAAGCCUUUUACCUGCACUCAUUGUGGGAAGAGCUUUUUUACAUCAUCUCACUACAAAACCCACAUGAUGAUUCAUACUGGAGAAAAACCAUUUGCUUGCUCUGAGUGCAGGAAAGGUUUUGUAAAAUCAGUUGACCUUAAAAGACACAUGAUGAUUCAUACCGGAGAAAAGCCUUUUACCUGCUCGGAGUGCGGAAAAGGUUUUAUAUUGUCAGGUGACCUAAAAACCCACAUGAUGAAUCAUACUGGAGAAAAGCCUUUCACCUGCACUCAGUGCGGAGCAAGUUUCACCACUUCGAGCGCCUUAGCAGGUCACAUGUACAUACAUACCGGAAACAAACCCCUUCAGUGCUCACAGUGCGAGAAGAGCUUUGUACAUGUUUCAGAUUUAAAACUACAUCAAACAGUUCAUACUGGAGAAAGGCCUUUUGUCUGUUCUCAGUGCGGUAAGACAUUUAGAAUAAAGAGAAGGCUCAAACUCCACAUGAUGAUUCAUACCGGAGAGAAGCCGUUUACAGGCUCAGAGUGCGGAAAAGCUUUUUCAAAUGCAAGACAGCUGAAAUCCCACAUCAUGAUUCAUACUGGAGAAAAGCCUUUUACCUGCACUCAGUGUGGAAAAGGUUUUUCAACAUCAGGUCUUUACAAAAAACACAUGAGCACUCAUACUGGAGAAAAGCCAUACACCUGCACUGAGUGCGGAAAAAGAUUUUCAAAUUCAAGCAGCGUUAAAAGACACAUGAUAAUUCAUACUGGAGAGAAGGCUUUUUCCUGCACUCAGUGUGGGAGGAGCUGUCCUACAUCAUCUCACUACAAAACCCACAUGAUGAUUCAUACUGGAGAAAAGCCUUUUGUCUGUUCUGAGUGUGGGAAGAGUUUCAUCACUCCAAGCGCCUUAGCAGGUCACAUGUACAUACAUACCGGAAACAAACCCCAUCAGUGUUCACAGUGUGAGAAGAGCUUUGUACGUGUUUCACAGUUAAAACUACAUCAAAGAAUUCACACUGGAGAAAGACCUUUCAUCUGUUCCCAGUGCGAAAAGACAUUUACAAUAAAGAGAAGCCUUCAACUCCACAUGAUGAUUCAUACCGGAGAGAAGCCGUUUUCCUGCUCUGAGUGCGGAAAAUCCUUUUCAAGUGCAAGAAACCUGAAAUGCCACAUCAUGAUUCAUACCGGCGAAAAGCCUUUUACCUGCACUCAGUGUGGAAAAGGUUUUACAACAUCAAGUCAUUACAAAAACCACAUGAACACUCAUACUGGAGAAAAGCCAUACACCUGCACUGAGUGCGGAAAAAGAUUUUCAAAUUCGAGCGACGUUAAAAGACACAUGAUGAUUCAUACUGAAGAGAAGCCUUUUUCCUGCACUCAGUGCGGAAAGACAUUUCGAAUACAGAGAAGCCUUCAACUCCACAUGAUGAUUCACACUGGAGAGAAGCCUUUUGCCUGCUCCGAGUGUGGAAAAACUUUUACAAAAUCAAACAGCGUUAAAAAGCACAUGGAGAUUCAUACACGGAAAAAGCUUUCUGACUGUUCUUAGUGUGGAAAGACUUAUACGAGACAGAAACGUUCACAUCACCUGAAGCCUUUUAUUUGUACCUAACUGUCCAGCAUGAGGCUUCAUAAAGGAGAGGAGAAGUUGAGUUGGUAAACUAGCCUAUAGCAUCGUGGUUUGUGUUCACAAUUUCGCAAAUCGAGAAUGUGUGCUCUGAAUAGCUAAUUCAGCAAGAGAGCAUGAGGUCAGUGUGUAGGGGGUGUAGCGAUUCUGAAACCAAGACCAAAACCACAAUACAAACAUUCACGGUAUAGUGUUGCAGUACUGGAAGACGAAACCAUGAUAUCCCCAAAUCCCAACUCACUGGUGCAGCCUGUUGAGCUCUCAUUACAUUACUAAUGUUACAAAACUCAUCCUCAUUUCACAUUUAUCACUAUAACACGUAAUUCGUCAAGUUAUUACUCUGUUUAAAGUUAGGGAAGCUGUAUACCAUGUUUUUAGUGUGCUUCUCUUUUAGUUUUCCAAAUUGAUGAUGGUGAUGAUUUAAUAAAACCCAGAAAUUUUCCCCCCUUUUUUCUUAUCACCCCCAACUCUCCCAAAACAACCCAAAAACCAGGGUAUGGACCAAACUGUGGCUCGAAAAUCGAGGUCUGAACUGAAUCGUGGAUUUGAAGGACUCUAACCCUAGCCUCCUCUACUCGUCUGAUCAUUCUAACUAACUGUUGAUACUGGAAUACAUGGGUUCUGUAACAUCUGGCGGAAAGCUAAUACUGUGUUCCACCAUAAAAUCAUACCAGCAGUGAAACGUGGUGGUAGUGUGAUGGUCUGGGGCUGCUUUGCCUCUGUGGGACCUGGAUGAUUUAUCAAAAUUGAUGGAACCACUGCAGAGGCGGCACAACCUGUUACUAGGUUUAGGGGGCAAUUACUUUUUCACACGGGUGAUAUAGGUUUUGAGUAAAUCUUUAUCUUCAAUAAAUGGA